Lolium perenne is the source of this 1765-nucleotide messenger RNA. RefSeq lists its product as uncharacterized. Lineage: Eukaryota; Viridiplantae; Streptophyta; Magnoliopsida; Poales; Poaceae. The record is from RefSeq and is a predicted model, not a curated record.
AUCACCCCCAAAUCCCAGACCCACUGUCUCGCCGGCGGCGUCCAUCCAUGGCGAGCUCCGUCCCCGAUAACGUUUUGGUCAUGCCACAUGACGUGGCCUCCUACGGCGAGUCCAUUGGCCCCGUCGACUACGGCUGCGUGCGGCGGUACCGCCACCGCCGGCUCCUCACCUUCCUCUGGCUCCACGGCUUCCGCGACGCUCUCCGAGGGCUGCUCAACGAGACGGACGCGCUCAUGAGCGUCGAGCACCUGUCGCGCCUCGUGCAGCAGGGCCUGUGGGACGACGCCGUCACCUACGUUUCCCGCUUCCUGCGACCCGUCACGCACCCGCAGAGCGACGAGGCCCAGGUGCUCAUCCACUUCCUCAGGCACCACAGGGCCUUCGCCGGCAUGGUCGCCGGACAGAAAAACCGCGAUAUCAAGUACUUCAACUACAAGUACAACUCACGGUACCUCAAGCAUGACGACUCCGUCUCCCACGACGCCCUCAGGCUCCGUUCCAUCGUCCUCUCCCUGCUCCACUCCGAACGAGUCAGGGCCUCACUGGACUGGGACCGCGUUCGUCACAAGGCCUCUCUCAUCGUCCAAGACUUGGCUUACAAGGCUCCUGAGCUGAAAGACCUGGCCCUGUUCCCGGCCGGAUCAAUGAUGCCACACGAUGUACUUCCCAUCGGAUUCAGAUACCGUCGGAGGCGCUACGUCAAGGAACAAGACCUGCCAGGAUCUAAAACUCUGACCAAGAUCUUCCUUAAGAUCAAGAAGAGGCUACCAUCGUCAACUCGCAGUCAUGAGUUAAACACUGGAUUGACAGACAAGACAAGGAAGUGGCUGGUAGAUAUUCUUGAUGAAAGUUUACAAGCUGGUAGUCUGGAACUUCAGUCAAGUGGGAAGGAAGGUGUUCCUGGUGCUACAGUCUCGCACACCAUGUUGAAUACCUUGACAAAUCUUACUAGAAACUCUGUGGCUGGGACCCCUUCACUGGCAAAUGCAGAUGCUCAUGUUGCUCCAGUUUUGCAGACUAUGUCUGGUACAUUGACAGUUCCUGCUAAAAUAUCCGGUAUCUCAUCUGUGAAAAAUUCAGGUGCUCCUGUUUCCGCAGUCUCACAGAGUGUGAACUUGACAAGCCAUGCUGAAAACUCUGGGAUCUCGGCAGUGAUAAAUGCAGGAAUGAGUAAGCUUUUGAGUUCGGAAAAUUCAAAUCUAAGAAAGCGCCCGAGGACAGAAGAAAUAAUUUUUGAGCAAGAUCCUCAUCCAAAAUCGCAACGGACAAGUGGGCCUUUUUCUGAAGCAUGUCUGGUGUCAAUGACUGAAGCUGGAGCUGGAGCUGGAGCUGGCACGCAUGGUAGUAUUUCCCUGGAAGGUCCUCAGCAUGAACUUGAACACGCCUAGCAAAUGGUGGCCCUUUUGUACCUGUGCCUGAGGGGCGGUUGAUGAAACAAGAAGCUGUUGGAACAAGAAGAAAAUAUUUAUCCUGCUGCUUUGUACCAGUACUCUGUUUAUGUGACCUACUUGAGACUUGCUGAAGCCUCCUAGAACUUGUAUAUUGUGGUAUCAUGCAACUAUGUCGCUGAGUUUCUAAUACUGUAUUAUGUAUCUCUGAGAGUGGCUGCUCUUGUCAGGGCUAUCGUGGCUGCUCUAGAUGAAGUAGUUAUUUGUAGUAUUUGCCAUGUUCUCAAGCUUAUCUGCAUAUGUAUCUCUGAGAGUGUUCUUUCAAGUGAAACCUGACGUUGUUCAUGGCAACAAGAUUUAGCACCUGCUUUAACAUA